ACACAUUCUUAUUUUGAGUGAACCAGCAGUGAUGCAAUUUAUGAAAUAAAUACGAUUUCACAUUUAUUAACGUGUAAAUUAUGUAAUCUUUACAUUCAAAUAGUGUAGACUAUAUAGCAAUUAAUCGCGGUCGUGGAAGGAACGCAUCCUUCAAUCAAUGACAGGUGGCGAGUUGACAGCGUAUUCGGCCUCGGAAGAUAUUUCGAACGUUAUUUUUACCAACAAUACUGCGUAAAAUAUACAUAAAAACAUGCAACAAAUAACAGUAUUCAUGGAUAUUGAAAGUUCACGAUCGUAUAUCGACGAGCUGUAUUCGUCAGAUGCGCCUAAGGUUGUGGAGGCCUUAGUGGCGCUGAAGAACUCAGUGAUAGGCAGCAACAGACAGAAGAGUUCGGUGAUACAGCAAGGAGUAGUGCCGAGGUUGCUGCAACUAAUGUCAGAUGAAACACUGGACCCCAACAUAAGACUUGAAGCCACCAUCACAAUCGGUUCACUUGCAAAAGGCACAACAGAGAAUGUGAACUCCUUAGUAGAGCAAGGUACCGCCACAGCACUGGUGGAACUCCUCAAAACUGCACCGGUUGGCACAAAGUUGGCAGAAGCUGGACUAUGUGCACUGCGGAGUGUGUUCAUGACCCCACCUGCACCUAUAUCAGCCUUGCCAGCAGACAUGAGGCUUCUAACGAGGCUUACACAAAUAGCCCGCGAAGGUUCACCAACAGCCCGAGCAUGCGUGGUCCGUAUCCUCUCAAUCUGGUGCGGAGGUGCGGGGGAACAAGAGGCGUUAUGUGCCGCGGGGGCUUGCGAGGCCGCUGCAGCGCUUUUAGCGGCCACACCACCGGCGGCGCCAGCGCUGCCGGCGCUUGAUUUACUGGCUGCAAUGUGCUUUGAAAAUACAAAUGUGUCACAUAUUGCACUGAAUACGAGGCAUGGUGACAAAACAAUCCCAGAGCUGUUGUCAACAUUAGUGUGUCGGGACAAGCCGUUACCAGUCGCGAUGGGUGCUGCAAGAUGCCUUACAUUCAUGCAUCGAGCUAAUGCUUUGCCUGCUGAUGAUGCUCGCGUGGUGUUUGGCGCUCUCCCGUGCCUCGCCCGGCUGUGCACAAAGGACAUGCCGGAAGACAUCCGAGCGUCCGCCGCCGAGACCUUAGCUUAUCUAGCAGAGGUAGACACAUCCCUCCAAAGGUUAGCAGCGAUAUCAAAUCACCUCAUGACGUCACUAGCAGAGAUUGUCAACUGCCAAUCUCCGGCAGCUAAGCAAGGCGCGUUCAAAUGUUUCGCGUCUCUCGGCGCUAAUGACGAGGAUAUUCGCAAGAGGAUCAUUGAGACGCAUGGGCUGAUGGUCCAUGUUGUUAAUGGCAUGAAUAACCCUGAGGCUUCGGUAAGAUUAGCGGCAGUCAGAUGUCUACACUCACUUUCAAGAUCAGUGCAGCAAUUGAGGACGACAUUUCAGGACCAUGCCGUUUGGAAGCCUCUUAUGCAACUACUAACAGACUCACCGGGAACAGAACUGCUCACAGUCGGGUCAUCAACGCUCUGCAAUUUACUUCUAGAAUUUUCUCCAGCCAAAGAACCAAUGUUGGAUCAAGGUGCAGUAGAAAUGUUGUGUAAUUUGACGAAGAGGCCCGAAGCUGCUUUGAGAUUGAACGGAAUUUGGGCGCUAAUGAAUAUGGCUUUUCAGGCGGAACAGAAGGUGAAGCAGCGCAUCCUGAGCUGCCUGGGCACGGAGCAGAUGUUCCGGCUGCUGGGCGACGCCGACACGCGCGUCAUCAUGAAGACGCUCGGCCUGCUGCGCAACCUGCUGUCCACCAGGCACCACAUCGACGCCAUCAUGACCGACUACUCCGAGCAGGUCAUGCAGGCUGUGAUAGUAGUUCUAGAAGGUUCGUACCCAGCCGAGGUGAAAGAACAAGCGUUAUGUAUCCUGGGGAACAUUGGCGACGGAGAAAAGGCUAAGGAUCUCAUCAUGGCCAACGAGGAUGUGCUCAGAAAACUUGUCGACUAUCUGGUCCAGGCAUCCAAUCGGUCCUGGGGGCAAACAUCGACCGAGUACGUGACGAGAGCGAUACAAUGGGCGAUUGAAAAGACGACGGAAGGCGCACCCGGAGAGCAAGCUGCAGGAGGCGGCGCUGUUCGUGUGCGGCAACCUGGUGUGGCGCGGCGAGGCGGGCGCGGCGGCGCGGCAGGCGCGCCUGGCCGAGCUCGGCGUGCUGCGCGCGCUCAAGCUGCUGCGCGCAAGGCACGACGCCGCGCAUCUGCACGACAAGUGAGUAUACACAGUAGCCCUGCUACCUGGUGUGGCGCGGCGAGGCGGGCGCGGGGCCGAGCUCGGCGUGCUGCGCGCGCUCAAGCUGCUGCGCGCAAGGCACGACGCCGCGCAUCUGCACGACAAGUGAGUAUACACAGUAGCCCUGCUACCUGGUGUGGCGCGGCGAGGCGGGCGCGGGGCCGAGCUCGGCGUGCUGCGCGCGCUCAAGCUGCUGCGCGCAAGGCACGACGCCGCGCAUCUGCACGACAAGUGAGUAUACACAGUAGCCCUGCUACCUGGUGUGGCGCGGCGAGGCGGGCGCGGGGCCGAGCUCGGCGUGCUGCGCGCGCUCAAGCUGCUGCGCGCAAGGCACGACGCCGCGCAUCUGCACGACAAGUGAGUAUACACAGUAGCCCUGCUACCUGGUGUGGCGCGGCGAGGCGGGCGCGGGGCCGAGCUCGGCGUGCUGCGCGCGCUCAAGCUGCUGCGCGCAAGGCACGACGCCGCGCAUCUGCACGACAAGUGAGUAUACACAGUAGCCCUGCUACCUGGUGUGGCGCGGCGAGGCGGGCGCGGGGCCGAGCUCGGCGUGCUGCGCGCGCUCAAGCUGCUGCGCGCAAGGCACGACGCCGCGCAUCUGCACGACAAAGUGAAGACGGCUCUGGCGCAGUUUAACGACUUCUCAUAAUGGCACAAGGGCCGCAGACACAAACGUAUGAAACGAUAGUGUCUGUUUAGUUAUAGUAACGCUUGUGAUUCAGUCGCGCGCGACAGUGAGUUAUCCAGUCAUAAACCUUAUGAUAUUACGACAGUACGUCUAGCUCUAAGUAUUUAAUUGUACAUAAAUAAGUUCACAAAUUGUUAUAUCGACGAGGAGUGUUAUUGAAUUAAUUUAUUUUUAAUUUAAUUAUCUCACAGUAACUGUACAUUUCAUACCAUUCAUGUAUAUGUAACGUUUUGACGAGUAUCUCUCCCAAAGAAUACGAUACGCGUUUCCAACGACAGAGGUGCUAGAUCCCCUCGCAAAAUGGAUAUUUUUGUGAAACUAGCGGAAAAUGUAGUUAAACUACAAUAGUGUAAUUUAGUUAGUUGUUGAUAUUGCGGCCGUUUUGUAUGCGUGUGUAUAUUGGAAUCAUGUUUAUCGGUCGAAUUGUCCGACAGUGGGUGUCAUAUUUUUGUCAUUUCUCAAAAUCAGUAUUGAUUGUAUUUUGUGUAAGUUCGUACCCCUUGGUACGGUUUAAAUACUCAUGUGUACUUUAUUGUAUACUGUUUAGUUUUGGAAUGGUUGUUUUUAGUCUAAAUUCAACGUUUAUACGACGGAUUUGGCUAGCAAAGUGAGGUAGCACAGUCAAUUUUACUAUCAGUGUUACCAAUUCGCAAAAUAUUUUUUCUAUUAAAAAUUGUCUCUUUUAUUGAUGUUUCAUGUGUCUUAUAUCGUUAAGCUUUAGUCUGCUUAUAUUUAGAAAAUAUCAAGCUCAAAAUACGGCUUAAAGUUAUUAAAUAUCUUUAUAUUUAAACUUUUCCCAUCUAUCUUAUACCACGGUCGGACUAUGAAAAGUAAAUAAAUUGAUUACGAACUCACAUUUUAGAUCCUAAAUAUCAUGAAAAUAUGUUUACAAAAAUAAAUACACUUGUAAAUAAAUACUAACUGAAGAAAUAAAUGGGUUUCGUAUAUUCGUAAAGCGCGUGUCUCAAGACAACGGCGAUAUAUAACAGGUAGCUUUUGAUAACGCAUUGAAUGUAUGACUGUAUGUAGAUAACUAAUUCUAAUACUUUUACCUUCAGAAUAACUGCUUUUGGGCUAUAUUUUAUUAAUUAAAUAAAUAUACUUGAUGCCAACGCUAUGCAAAUAUUAUAUCUUCCAUUUCUAUAAAAUUGUGUAUUCUUUGACAUUAUUUCGUUGGGCUUCAAAAUAAGCGGUAAGCGGAUAGUAAAUAGAAGAAAUUUCGUCGCUGAAUUAUUGGUUUCCACCAAUAUUCUUAGAAUGGUGCAAUCUUUAAGAUUGAUUCAUUCGGUUUCAAAAUAUGGAUUUUCAAAUUUAAAUGUAGUCUUCUUUCGUAGUAUGUACUCAAAAUUCUUGUUCGUCCUUCGUCUGUUCUCCGCUUUUUUCAAGCCCAACCUAUCAGUUAGACUGAUGUGAUAUCAACCUACAUUGAUGCAUCUGAUGUAAACGCUAACUUUACAUAUUAAUUCAAAUAAAUGUGAUGUUGUUGCCUUUCUAAAUACUACGUAAUAAAAUGAACAGUACACUGGGUUUAACUUGUGAUACGAAAUCCAAGUACUAACUAUUGCGAAUUAAUAUGAAAAGUUGUAAAAUAUAUAAUUAUGUAUAUAGAGCCAGGUAGCUUAACAAAAUGUUUGUCGCUCAUUUCAUUAUGUUAUUGUUGAUAUUUCGAACACGAUCGUCGAAAUAUUGUAGGUACAUUAUUUUGGUACUUUAAUCGGUGUAAUUUAAUUUAAAUGAUGUUGGUAAUUGCAUAAAAUGUUUCGUUUGCACUCAUGUUCUGACAAAAGUAUUUUCACACUUGCUUGCCAAACAAUUGGAUAGUUUAAAUCAUGUUAAAUGUUAAAUAUUGACUUAAAUAUGUGCUAGUUAUUACAAUGUGUUCAAUGUGCGUAUGUGAAAUUAUUGAGUACCUUAAAUAUGCCUAUAUUGUGUGUGAAUUAUACAUGUUGUUCAUCUGAAUGUGUAAUUGUUUAAGUGAUAAUUCAUUAGGUAUUAAAUUAAUAUGAAGAUUUCGCUAGGAAGUUAGCUAGCAAUCUUUAUUUGGUUUUACAUUAACGAUCUUUGACAUUGACAGAAGCAAUUACCAUCGUCCAUUGUCAUAUAGGACGCAAACAAGUGUGAAAAAGCAAUAUUGAUUUUGAUGUUUUAUAUAAAUUAUAUACAAAUUAUGUUCAAAUGACUGAUAGAUUAGGCUAAUUCUUUGACGAAUAAAUGCGUUUUUGAUUAUUUCAAUGAAUGAGUCGCUUCACCAUCAAUUUGUUUUUUUUUUCUAUUUAUUAUAAAAUUCUCUUGUUCUCAAUGUACCAAGUUGUAUAAUUUCGCUCAUAUUUUUGACAUUGCGAGUUCUGAAAUGUAAAAUAUUAUUUAUGACAAGUUACGUUUUUCAUAUCUAUUAAUAUGAAGAUAAUGCGAAAAC
Messenger RNA from Helicoverpa zea (corn earworm), 5391 nucleotides. Its product is annotated as armadillo repeat-containing protein 8-like. NCBI's taxonomy places the organism in Eukaryota, Metazoa, Arthropoda, Insecta, Lepidoptera, Noctuidae. The record is from RefSeq and is a predicted model, not a curated record. Gene Ontology annotation, molecular function: protein binding. Gene Ontology annotation, cellular component: GID complex. The transcript has 15 exons. Gene Ontology annotation, biological process: proteasome-mediated ubiquitin-dependent protein catabolic process. The coding region runs from base 251 to 2923 and encodes 890 amino acids.